Molecule: messenger RNA, 2801 nt
Organism: Aquila chrysaetos chrysaetos
Lineage: Eukaryota; Metazoa; Chordata; Aves; Accipitriformes; Accipitridae
Product: translation initiation factor IF-2-like
Exons: 2
Coding region: 1658-2671 (337 amino acids)
Source: RefSeq, a predicted model, not a curated record
GCCCCAGCGGCGGGGCCCUUCGCACCUCGUGCUGCCCCCCCCGCAACCCGAGCCUGGCCAGGAACCUGCCUUGCACUCCCCGGUACGGCUCCAGGACCCCCCCGUGAGCCCCCUCUGCGCCCCACGGUGCUCCCCGGUACACCCACGGCACCCCCGUGAGCCCCCGCUGCACCCCACGGUGCUCCCCGGUACACCCACGGCACCCCCGUGAGCCCCCGCUGCACCCUGUGGUGCCCCCGGUACAUGCCCAGCACCCCCGUGAGCCCCCGCUGCACCCCACGGUGCUCCCCAAUACACCCACAGCACCCCCGUGAGCCCCCGCUGCACCCCACGGUGCUCCCCAAUACACCCACAGCACCCCCCACCCCCGUGAGCCCCCGCUGCACCCCACGGUGCUCCCCGGUACACCCACAGCACCCCCGUGAGCCCCCUCCGUGCCCCAUGGUACCCCCAGUAUGCUCCCAGGGAGCCCUUUUGCAUCUCCUUCUACACCCCUCGGCGAGGCCCCUUUACACCUCCCUGGGUGCCCCCAGGACCCCCCCGGUGAGUCCCCUCCGCACCCUGCGGUGCGCACCCUAGGGCCCCCCGCUGAGUCCCCUGCUCUGCCCCCCCCCCGGAGCCCUCCGAUGUGCCCCCAGUGCAACGCCCUGGUGAGGCCCCUGGGGUCCCUUGGUGCAUCCCCUUCCCCCCUAGGCAUCUCCCAGUACACCCCAAACGUGACCCCGAUAACCACCCGCGCCCUCCUCAGUGCCGCCCCGGUGCACCCAGUGUACCCCCACUGCACCCAACGCCUCCGUGCACCACCCACAGCCUUUGCACCCCUCGGCGUGGGGGCUGCUGGCGCAGGCUGGGGACGUGCCGGUUGGUGCCAGCAGCACCGAGGACCCUGCAAAUGGCAGGAGCGGGGGGGGGGGACGACGCCCUCCUGUGCCCCCCCAGCACCCCACAGCCGGCACCCACGCUGGCCGGAUCCGGACUUGGCGGUGCAGGCGGGCUGAGCCGGGCCGGCGGCGGUCGCGCUGCAAGCCGGAGCCUGAGCCUGGGCAAGAUGAUUCGUAUCCCCGGUGGUGCCGGUGCCCGCGGCCCCCGCACCGGGCACGAGCCCGUGGGCGUCGUGGUGAGGCCGGACCCCCAAACCCUGCCCGCGGUGGCACCGGACCCCCAAACCCUGCCUAUGGCCGGCGCGGGUGGCCCCGCGGCGAUGAAUGAACGGGGCUGAGAGUCGAGGCUCGCUCUGAGCCGGCCCCGGAAAGCUGCCCGCGGGCCAAGGCUGUGCCGAAAUUAUUCCGGCCACGUGCCAAUGGCCGGAUCCUGCCAGGAGAGCCGUCGGCACGCGUGGGCGCGAGGCUGCCCUACCUCCGGGCGCGUCGUCCACCCCCCCGCCGUGUUGGGGGGCUCAGGGGUGCCCGGGGAGGUGCCGAGGCUCCCUGCCGGGGCGGGGGGAAAUGGAAACCAGUUUCUUCCAAUCUCUUAUCGCCCGGCAGCCAUGUGAGGAAAUGAGUUAUAAAGUCCAGAGGCCGCUUCCUACUGCGCCGGGAGCACCCGCCACCGCUGCCGGGGAUGCGCUGCCCAGCCCUGCGUGGUGGGGUGCACGUGGGGUGCCCCGGUCCCUCUGCCCGGGCUCCCCUUGGCCAAAUCCCGCUCCGAUGGCUGGAGAAUGCCGGCCGGCCCCAGCCCUCCCCUCACUGGCGUGGGGCUGAGCGUUGGGGGUCUCGGCGUCAGCCCGUACCCCGGUGCAGGGACGGAGGUGCCGGGAGCUCCCCUGGGGCUCCAGAAUCCCUCCCAGGGUUGGGGGUGUCCCCGUGCCAGCGCUCCCCGAGCUGCUGCAACGCCCACCCGCAUCCCACCGCAUCCCGGCUGCCCCCUGCAGCGGGAAAGGGUGCCGUCCCCGGGGGUACCCCAGAUCCGCCGGGUUGGGGGGCCGCGGGCAGCCUCGCCGGCCGGCUUCCCCCCGGCUCGGAGCGUCCUGUUCCCGGCAGCGCCCCGUGGGCAGCGGGCGCGAAGGCACAGAUGCCGCCGCGUCGGCUGCCAAGGCGCUGCCAUCUGUGUGUGCCGGGCUGCCAGGCUGGGGGGGGGGGGGGGGGGGGGCACUGCUCCCCCCAACCACCCCACCUCGGCCUCAGGGCACUGCAGCACCGCAGGGCUGGGUGCCCCCCAAAAUGGCAUCCUCAGGGCUCUCUGGGGGGGGGGGCGCUUGGGGAGGGGUCCGGGACCCCGCGGAGGGGAAGGAAGCGCGGGAGGCCCGGCCGCCCACCCGCCUGCCUUCCUCUGUGGGGUCGCGGGGCCACCGUCACCCCCCCUCGGGGCCAUCGUGGCCGGCCGGUGCUGCCACCCCCCUAGACCCUGUGUCCCCCAGGCUGGGGGGCUCCCCCCCCCCCUUCCCGUGGGGCCGUGCUGUGUUUGUGUAGGCCCUACAGAAACAAGGGGUGGCGUGGCUGGGCAGAGGCUGGCCGGACUCCCCCGCGGCACCCGGCCGAGGGACCACCCAGGGACGGUUCGGCGUUGUCACCCCGUGCCUGGCCGGGUGUCACGGGAGGGGGCUGUGACCCAGCGGGUUGGGGGGGGGGGGGAUCCCCAAAUCCUGCCUUCGGUGCUGCCGCCGGCAUCUGCGGUCCCACAGCCACCCCGACCCAGGCCAACCCCAGGACCCAUUUUUGGGGUGCGGGUGUAGGGAGGUGCCGCCCGACCGGGAGCGGGGCCCCAGCGGGUGCCGGGGCUGGUGCCAGCGCGGGGCCGGCGCGGCCGCUCAAACGGUCCUUUGUUCCCGACGGGGACACAAAGGGCUCCAGUCCGGCCUGGCC